Molecule: messenger RNA, 1467 nt
Organism: Candidula unifasciata
Lineage: Eukaryota; Metazoa; Mollusca; Gastropoda; Stylommatophora; Geomitridae
Source: the annotation of a GenBank genome assembly
AUGUUUCGCAAAGUGCAGUUAGUAUCUGUCCUGGUCCUAGGAGUAUUUUUACCUGUGCUAGUGGCUGGUCAGUGUCCUGUCAAAGAAUGUUACUGUGAUAUGGUCAGCAUUUUGUGUGAGUUUAAAGGAUUCACAUCUUUGCCAGCUUUUAAUGUUACCCAGCAGACCAAUCAAACAUCUCUUAUCUUAGAUACCAAUGAGAUUACCUCAAUACCAGCUAGAAGUUUACCAGCCAACCUGACACAACUCUCCCUGGAUGAGAACCCAAUUCUCACCGUGGAUGACGCAGCAUUCGACGCGUCAGCCAACACGCUGAACACACUCUCGAUUUCCAAAGCCCGCUUUACACGAAUUCCAGAUGCCUUCCUCCAUUUACACGCACUGACUCAAUUUACAAUUUACGACACAAACAUCACGGACUGGAACACAAACGCCAUGAAGAACAUUGGUAAAACACUGCAGACGUUUUAUUUCACCCAAGCUGGCCUCAAUACAUGGCCUGAUUGUAUUCAGUAUUUUACCCAUCUCACUGAUCUAACUGUUUCCUUUACAUCGAUAGAACAAAUCCCAGACAACACUUUUAGUAAUUUGGCUACGAGUUUAAAAACACUGUCGUUAAUUAACAACAAUUUAAGUACUCUUCCUAAAUCGCUGUCAAAUUUGAAAGCUUUAGAAAUGCUGUAUUUGAGCACGAAUAAAAUUGUAGAUGUAAGCUCUCUGCCGCUAACUGCAAAACUGAAAACGCUAACUCUUGAUGGCAACAGAAUAUCAGACGGUAAUCUGCUAAGUAACCUAUUGCGUAGAUAUGCUGAUAGUUUGGUGAGCUUUAGUCUAGCCGACAACAGACUAUCAGCCAUUCCAGAUCUUUCUUUCUUGAAAUCGGCUACUGAGUUUUACUUUACAAAUAACCAAAUAAGCGAUGCAUAUUCUGGUUCUCUUCCAUCUGAUACUUUCAAUAUUGAUUUACAGAAUAACAUUCUUACGGCGAUUCCCAGCGUAUUUCAGAAUCUAACAUCUGUCCUUAGCUUACUUCUAUCUUCAAAUAUUAUUCGUGCUAUAAGAGAAGGUGAUAUUCCACAGUGGAUCACACAAAUCCAACUUGAUUACAAUUUUAUCACACAACUAACAGAUACAAGUUUUCCGGUGAAUUCCAGUCUAACUUCACUUGAUUUGGACUACAAUCCCAUUUCAGAUAUUUCCGCGUCUGCCUUUGUAAAUCUCCAUUUUCUAACGGGGAUAUCAAUAAAGGGUUCAAAGUUAACCAGGGUACCGUUGGCUUUGACGACUCUGGCACCCUUGAAUUUCAUUGAUCUAAGCGACAGUAAGUAUCUCGUAUGCACUUGUCUGGAGAAGAGUCUUGGGCCUUGGCUAAAACAUUUUGAGGAGUAUACGGUGGAUGGGAACUGUGGAGAGAUUUCCAUUUAUGAUUUCUUUGUCAACUUGAGCCCUGCGUGUCCCACAAGUUAG